AUGCCCGAGUUAAGGAACUUUAUCCAUCAGAAUCACCCAGCUUUACCACAGUCUCUUUGCAAACCUCUUAGUUACAUCAUGCAGUCCUAUCCUUCUGAAGAUAUUCAACCGGUCCCACAAGCAAGAACAACAAACAGAGGACAUCUCCAAUUUGCCGAAGAUAAGGGUGGACUCUGGUCCUCAGGCAAUAGCACUAAUGUCUCCCUCUCUGUUGGCCAGGCCGUAGAAGGAAGCCUCUAUGCAACCAUGACUCGGCACUUUAAAGCCGAGAUCGACACAAGAUACGCAGACAUUGUUUUGAUAGUCUGCGGGUUUGUCAGCGGACUAGUUGACGGGCUGUCAUUUAACGCAUGGGGUAGCUUCUCAAGCAUGCAGACAGGGAAUACCCUCUUCAUCGCCCUCGGUGCUUCCGGCCAGCCUAGAUACCCAGCUUACCUUUGGGCCAAAUCACUCAUAGCCCUAUGCACUUUCAUCUCCAGCAACGUCAUCUUCAUCCAGGUAGCCAGAAGACUGAGCCCUCGCCGUCGUUCAACCAUGAUCCUCUCGUUCGCCACCCAGACCAUCUGCCUCCUCGCUGCUGCCAUCUUGGUUGAGGCCAAAGUGGUCUCCCCGAAGCCAGAAGACCCCCGGGCUCCGAUUCAAUGGAUGCAGAUUCUGCCCAUUACCCUACUGGCCUUUCAGGCAGGUGGACAGAUCUGUGCAUCAAGGAUUCUCGCAUAUGAUGAGAUUCCUACAGUAGUUCUUACCACCUUGUUGUGUGAUCUACUGGUCGACCCGGAUCUGCUGGCAAAGAGGAAUGCAAGGAGGAACAGACGGAUCGGGGCUUUCCUGGCGCUGUUCUUGGGUGCUAUGACUGCAGGUGGAUUGUCCAAGGUUGCUACCAUGGCGAGUAGUUUGUGGUUUGCCUUUGGCUUGAAGUUCACAAUCACCCUUAGUUGGAUCGUUUGGAGAGCCGAGGGAGGGAGUAAAGCUGGAGAUAUUGUUUGA
Messenger RNA from Aspergillus luchuensis, 987 nucleotides. Its product is annotated as YoaK family protein. NCBI's taxonomy places the organism in Eukaryota, Fungi, Ascomycota, Eurotiomycetes, Eurotiales, Aspergillaceae. The coding region runs from base 1 to 987 and encodes 328 amino acids. The record is from RefSeq and is a predicted model, not a curated record. The transcript has 2 exons.